GAAUGAUUGAUUUUUCAUUUAUUGAUGUCAGUUCCUAGUACUUUAUUUGGAGUGAUUGUACCGACGUUGUUAUCUUUAAAUCAAAUUCUUGUAGAAGAAAAUUAAAGUAGUACUUUAGAAAGUGUUGAACAACAAAGCCCCACUGAGUAAUUGAUCGUUUGGGUUCUACAAACUAAGGGAGCUAUCUUAAAAAGUGUCGGUUGGAAAAUCUUGUUUCUUCUGUACAUCUUUUAUUAUCUAAAUUUGGCCUGCAGGUCGAAGGAUGAAAACGAGCGUGUAAUACAAAUGCGACUAAAUAUUUGUGUAUCGUGUAUUGCGGAAGUAUGGCGUGGGCGGUGGUCAAGGGGCAGUUAUAAGCGCGGCGUCGUGUGAGGGUGUACGAGCGCUAGUGCUAGGUGGCCAUGGCGCUGAGCGGGUCAGCAACGGCAUUACUGAAAAGCGCUACGCUACUGGAGCAGCUGCUCGAGGAAAUCAACUUCCAACGCACCAAAGAAAUGCGCCAACUCCUCAAAGAUGAAUCUGGCUUCGUAGUACUUCAAGGAACGACAUAUUGGACAGAUUUGUUUGUGCGGCACUUUCUUUUCCAAGAAGAGCAGGCUAUCGACUGCGACGACUUGCUGUUCUUCGUCAGGAAACGACACGUGAAAGGUUCCUCACGGUAUUUGCCCAAGUACGAGACCGACGUCGAGGUGUUCCGCAAAGAUUCAAAAAAGCUGCCCAUCGGCGACCCCGAGAUUGACUGGGAGGAGACGGUGUACCUGAACUUGAUCGUCCAUCAGUUUGACUACACGCUCACUCUGGCCAUCUGUACGCGCACCAGCCCCAAAGAGCUGCAGGUGCUGAAGCGACACUCGCAGAAGGUGUACGCGUCGCCGUCACGCCGCAAGAUGGACACCAAGGGAGAGGGCGAGGAGAUGACCUACCCCCACAUCUGCUUUAUGGUGGACAACUUCGAUGAGGUAUUUUGCGACAUCGUGGUGCGGGACGGGGAGAUGGUGUGUGUGGAGCUGGUGGCGCGGGGACGCGGCGGAGGGGGUGGAGGGGGUGCCCAGGCCGUUAUCUUCCUCGGCUCCAUUCGCUACGAUGCCCUCACUCGCGUUUACGACUCCAGGCAAACGUCGCUGUCGACGAAGGUGGCGCAGCGCAUGUCGUUCGGGCUGCUGGGCGGCGGCGCGGCGGCGCGCUGCGAGUUCGUGCGCAUGAAGGGCCCGGCCGGGAAGGGGCACGCCGAGAUGGCCGUGUCGCGGCCGCGCGCCUCCGGCUUCGACACGCCCUCCUCCGAGCCCGGCUUCGCCGCCACCGACUUGUGGGACAGCGACUGGGACGAGGACCCCGAGGAGAUGUUCGUCUACAGGCACCAGCGGCGGCUGAGCGACCCCAGCGCCAACAUCGCCAAGUUCGCGCGCGGCGGCUGGCGCACGCGCGAGCGCGACGCCGACAAGAGCCGCUCCGAGAACGAGGGCCUGGACUCGCUGGUGGACGGCAUCACCGAGGUGGACGCCGGGGACCCGCGCGACGCGGCUUCCUCCGGGCGCUGGGCGUGCUGCGCGCGCGCGCCGCCGCCCGACAUGCGCGACGUGUACACGCGCGCGGGCGCCGGCGAGGACCUGUCGUCGCCGCGCUGCCUGCAGCGGCGGGCGCCCCGCAGGCCCGCCGCCGAGCUGGCGCCCGCGCACGCUUUUUGGCAAAGCAAGAUUAUUCAACUUCGCCACUUGUACACGAGUGUACUGAAGGCUAUUCCGAAAACUGACUUCCAUAACUGCUUCGAGAUGUGGAAGCACCGAUGGGAGCGUGUUGUUCAGUCGAAUAGAGAUCACUUUGAAGGAUGCCACGCCGGCCAGCCGGAUUAUAAUGAAUAG
This is a messenger RNA of Hyposmocoma kahamanoa, 1859 nucleotides long. RefSeq lists its product as uncharacterized. The coding region runs from base 402 to 1859 and encodes 485 amino acids. NCBI's taxonomy places the organism in Eukaryota, Metazoa, Arthropoda, Insecta, Lepidoptera, Cosmopterigidae. The record is from RefSeq and is a predicted model, not a curated record. The transcript is spliced from 9 exons.